This is a messenger RNA of Bufo gargarizans (Asiatic toad), 1324 nucleotides long. RefSeq lists its product as uncharacterized. Gene Ontology annotation, molecular function: protein binding. The record is from RefSeq and is a predicted model, not a curated record. The transcript has 5 exons. The coding region runs from base 25 to 1119 and encodes 364 amino acids. Lineage: Eukaryota; Metazoa; Chordata; Amphibia; Anura; Bufonidae.
CAUACAUUACAGCAACCUGGAAAAAUGGACCCCGCUGAUGUUAAGUGGACUACGACUGAAUUUAGUCUUCAAGGAUAUGUGUCAACCUUCCGUAAUGCUUUUCCCAACAUAAUCAAGAUCACAGAGGGCUUCCUUGGGAAGCAGGAGAUAGACAGUGUCAGCUCCAGCAUGGUUAUCAGAGUCUACUCUUAUUGCAUGCAGCAAAGAGUAGCUGCUGAAACCAAGAGUGGGAAACUUUUCUCAUUGCCGACUAAAAUGGCCAGGCUGAAAUUCCUUGUGGCACAAGACAGUGGUCCUGUGAAAGCGUUAAGGUUACCUUUGACUUUGGAAUACAUACUGUCUAGAUACAGCCUCCCCAUUACUGUCCGCUCUAUUUCUGCUUUAUCCUAUAAGCAAAAAGGAGAUCAGAAGUCACAAGAUGAACACUUUAGUGAGCUGACCCUGCUAGACACAUAUGAGGAAAACUUCGUGGUGGGACAUCCCAUUGACAAUGGUAAAAUAUUUACUAAAGAGCAGAUAAUGAUUCCGAUGUACAUGACUGAGCUGAAAUUGGUGGUGGCUGUGGGAUUACGGAAUGGAGACGAUAAACAUUGGAAAAAUAUGUGUGACAUGUUGACUAAACAAGUGAAAAGCCAAGCCACUGCAAAUGUUACUUUUGAGGAAAUAUAUAUGCUAGAUAAGAAAGAUAUUUCUCCACAAAAGCCCAGCUACAGCACCAUAGAACCGAUAUACAUUGACAUCAGUGAAGUGGACAACAACAGCAAAACACCUCUGGAGAACAAAGGAAAAUAUGUGGUUCCCCAAAUGCAGUCACAGCCGGUUGUUGGGAAUCAGUCUCAAGAUGCCGCAAAAACGGAAAUUUCUUCUGCAAGCGAAUUCUCAUCCGUCAACGAUGUCCCAAAGGAUCUCUAUAAUCUGAAUGUCAGCCAGGUUUGUCAAUGCCUGAAAUUACUGAACAUGAAUCAGUACGUGGAAGCCUUUGAAACAGCGCAGGUGGAUGGCCAGCUGGUGUACGACCUUAAGCCAGACAUGAUGAAGAGCUGCUUGGGCAUGAAUGAAUUCCAUAUCGUAAAGCUCUUAAAGUUUCGGGAUGGAUGGAGACCUAAUAUUCUAAAAUAGUCACCCACUAUCCAUGGCAAACAACCAAGGUAUCAUGGAAGAUACUGGUUUUAAGUAUAUAAUAAUGUGGAAACGUCCGAAUUGCUUACAAAUAAACCUUAGGCCUCAUGCACACGACCGUUGUGUGCAUCCGCGUCCGUUCCGUCAUUUUUCACAGUUUAGAGGAGGUCCCAUUCAUUUCUAUGGAGCUGUGAAAAAAAACUGA